Messenger RNA from Penicillium riverlandense, 1059 nucleotides. RefSeq names its product class I SAM-dependent methyltransferase. Lineage: Eukaryota; Fungi; Ascomycota; Eurotiomycetes; Eurotiales; Aspergillaceae. Gene Ontology annotation, molecular function: methyltransferase activity. The coding region runs from base 1 to 1059 and encodes 352 amino acids. The record is from RefSeq and is a predicted model, not a curated record. The transcript is spliced from 11 exons.
AUGGCUGAAAAUAUGGAGCCAAUUGCAGUGGAUCCUGAUUUCUACUCUAUGUCCACUGGCUACGACGCGGAUCUGCAGGAUUUUCAGUCGGAGACCACAUCUAUUGCGUCCGCGAUCGCAAGGGGACGGUUAGAAAACGGCCGAAGAUACCAGGCCACUAAAGAAGACGACUACUGGGGCCCUUCUGACGAACAGCAAUUCGAGGCGUUUGAGAUUGGCCACAUGGUGUUUCUCGUGCUAGACUACAACCAACCGAAUCCUCUUUUCCGCGCUCCUAUUGGCGAUUCGCCUAAGCAUAUUCUGGACAUCGGAACUGGUCAAGGGAGUUGGGCAAUUGAUGUUGCCGAUGCCUAUCCAUCAGCUGCCGUCCGUGGCGUGGAUAUCUUCCCUCCACCAGUGUCAUGGAUGCCCCCGAACUGCAUCUUCGAAGUGGAUGAUGUGCUUCGCGAGUGGACAUGGAGAGAGCCAUUUGACUUCAUCCAUUUGCGCCUAAUGUAUGGCGCCUUCCCUCCUGAGGGAUGGGAUCAGGUAUACAAACAGGCUUACGACGCCCUCGAACCCGGUGGCUGGAUCGAGCAGAUGGAAUUUGACGUGCGAGUCCGCAGCGAUGACGGUACCUUGAAGAAAGAACACCAGCUAUGGGGGUGGGGUGACAUGUUUAUUAGAUGCGCCCAGCGAGCCGGACGGUCACUCAACACCCAAGAAACGAUGCGCAGCGCAAUUGAGAUAGCCGGGUUCGUGGACGUGCACGAGGAGAAGCAAAAGAUACCCUUAGGACCUUGGCCUAAGGAUAAGUUAUUGAAGGAGGUCGGACACCUCCAGUAUGCCCACUGGAAUGCCGCUCUAGAGGGUUGGGCGAUGUGGCUUCUCACCCACUUUGGAGAGCCUGUGCCGUGGAUGAAGGAGGAAGUGCAGGUGUAUCUGGCUAAAGUGCGCGUGGAGCUGAAGGAUCCGCAAAUUCACGCCUAUAACUAUGUGAGGCGCGUGUGGGCAAGAAAGCCUACCAAAGAGGAAUUGAAAGCGAAGGAGGCAAAUUCCGAAACUAAGAUAUCGCCGUAG